Messenger RNA from Elephantulus edwardii (Cape elephant shrew), 927 nucleotides. It is a transcript of the gene NTAN1, whose product is annotated as N-terminal asparagine amidase. Gene Ontology annotation, biological process: ubiquitin-dependent protein catabolic process. The coding region runs from base 1 to 927 and encodes 308 amino acids. The transcript has 10 exons. Gene Ontology annotation, molecular function: protein-N-terminal asparagine amidohydrolase activity. The record is from RefSeq and is a predicted model, not a curated record. Gene Ontology annotation, cellular component: nucleus. NCBI's taxonomy places the organism in Eukaryota, Metazoa, Chordata, Mammalia, Macroscelidea, Macroscelididae.
AUGCCGCUGCUGGUCGAGGGGCAGCGAGUGCGGCUGCCGCAGCCCGCCGGGGACCUCGUCCGUGCCCAUCCGACUCUGGAGGAAAGAGCCAGACUUCUCAGAGGUCAGUCUGUUCAACAAGUGGGACCCCAGGGCCUUCUGUAUGUUCAGCAGAGAGAGUUUGCAGUGACCUCCCCAAAGGAUGGCUCCAUCUCCAUUCUGGGUUCUGAUGAUGCCACCACUUGUCACAUUGUGGUCCUGAGGCACACAGGUAAUGGGGCGACCUGCUUGACACACUGUGAUGGAUCCGACACCAAAGCCGAGGUCCCCUUGAUCAUCAACUCCAUAAAAUCCUUUUCUGAGCCCACAAAAUGCGGCAGGCUUGAAGUGCACCUUGUGGGCGGCUUCAGUGAUGAUAGGCAGUUGUCACAAAAACUCACUCAGCAACUUCUCAGUGAAUUUGACAGACAGGAAGACGAUAUCCACUUAGUGACAUUAUGUGUGACAGAAUUAAAUGACCGGGAAGAAAAUGAAAGCCAUUUUCCGAUAAUUUACGGCAUUGCUGUCAACAUAAAAACUGCAGAGAUUUACAGAGCUUCCUUCCAAGACCGAGGGCCGGAGGAGGAGCUGCGUGCUGCCCGUGCUCUGACAGGAGGACCAAUGAUCAGCAUUUAUGAUGCAGAGACAGAGCAACUUCGCCUAGGACCGUACUCCUGGAUGCCUUUUCCACAUGUGGAUUUCUGGUUGCAGCAAGAUGACAAGCAAAUACUAGAGAACCUUUCCACUUCACCUCUGGCUGAGCCCCCUCACUUCGUAGAACACAUCAGAUCCACCUUGCGGUUCUUAAAAAAAUACCCACACCCAACUAAUGCACUGUUUCCUGAAAAUAAAGCUCUACUCUACAAAAAAAAUGAAGAUGGCUUAUGGGAAAAGAGCUCCUCUUCAUGA